Messenger RNA from Syzygium oleosum, 1122 nucleotides. RefSeq lists its product as uncharacterized. The coding region runs from base 13 to 699 and encodes 228 amino acids. The transcript is spliced from 2 exons. Gene Ontology annotation, cellular component: ribosome. Lineage: Eukaryota; Viridiplantae; Streptophyta; Magnoliopsida; Myrtales; Myrtaceae. Gene Ontology annotation, biological process: translation. The record is from RefSeq and is a predicted model, not a curated record. Gene Ontology annotation, molecular function: structural constituent of ribosome.
CUCCUAGGGUUUAUGCAGCGCAACGAGGAAGACGACGACGAUGCAGAUUCAUCACUUUCGCUUCAGUCUCCGACUCCAUUGAAGUCUCUCUCUCUCUCUCUCUCUCCCUUCGAUCUUGAUGUUGUUCUUGCUCACCAUAGCUUUCCAAGGAUGAGGCUCCUCCGAUCGGUUUCCCCGCACUUGACCCGCGUCCGCCGUUCCCUCCGACCCGUCCCCUCCCUCCGCCGCGAGUUCUCCGCGGCGUCGCCGGAGAGGCCCCGGCGCCCCCCUCCCACCGACCGCGUCUCCGCCCUCGCCGGCGAGAUCUCCGCCCUCACGCUCCUCGAGGUCGCCGACCUCACCGAGGAGCUGCGCAAGAGGAUGGGCGUCGAGGAGAUGCCGGCCAUGGCGGUCAUGAUGCCCGGGAUGGGGUUCGCGGCGCGAGGCCCCGGGAGGGCGGGAGCCGGGGGGGCCGGGGCGGCGGCGGAAGAGAAGAAGGCGGAGAAGACGGCGUUCGACCUGAAGCUGGAGGGCUUCGACGCGGCCGCGAAGAUCAAGGUGAUCAAGGAGGUGCGGGCGUGCACGGACUUGGGGCUGAAGGAGGCCAAGGACUUGGUGGAGAAGGCCCCGACGCUGUUGAAGAAGGGCGUGGCGAAGGAGGAGGCGGAGAAGAUCAUGGAGAAGAUGAAGGGAGUUGGUGCCAAAGUCACUAUGGAGUGAGAUUUACUGAAGCAAGUGAAAAAGCACUAGCAGUGGAACCGUGGGAGAUAUUUGGCGCAAGCGACGAUAAAUGAUACCAUUGGUGGCAAUUUUAUUGCCAAGCUUGGAGAUUGCUGUUAUUUCCUCAUAACAUGGAGCUUUCCUUGUUCAAACUGCUUAAUUUUUUAUGAGAGUCUUGGACAAGCAGAUGUUCGGCCUCUGUUGAGCUUUUUCAUACCCAUCAACCUCAAGCUUGUUUUGUGCUUAUAGAUCUGUACCCUGCUGUGGGACAAAGCAGAUGAGGGAUCUAGCUUACUGACCUUGUUAUCACAUACCCGGUGGCGUCUUUCCACUGUUUGCGAGGUGUAUCCUCUGUAACAUUGCCGCAUUCCUCGAAACAAUGGUUGCGAGGUUGGUGUAAGGAACGUCUGAUGGAUUUUUUUA